This is a messenger RNA of Cylicocyclus nassatus, 387 nucleotides long. The record is from the annotation of a GenBank genome assembly. Lineage: Eukaryota; Metazoa; Nematoda; Chromadorea; Rhabditida; Strongylidae.
AUGGUAUCAGCUGAAGAGGCCAAAUCCGUUCUCAAACCACUUUUUGAUGCUUGCUUGAAAAGUAGGGAUGAGCAUGACUUUGAAACGGCUGUUGCACACUUCGAUCCCAAUGCUGUAUUUGUGCAGAAGGGAAAGAGGAUAAUUUUUGGAAGAGACCAACUGAAAAAGGAGCACACUGCUUUCAAAGAGAUAACUGGUAAAAGAACAGAAAAGAUCACCAAUGAACAAUAUGCAUUGUGUGGGGAUUUCGGUGUAGUCCGCGCCGACUAUGAAAUACAAACGGAAAAAGUCGGUGAGCUCAAAGGAAACUUCAUGCAGCUCUGGCGCAAAUCCGACGGAAAGUGGCUGGUUCUACACGAAGAAUUUUCGAUGGAUCUGGAAUUUUGA